CCGUGGGAGGCGCUUACAGUAUCACGGGACCAUGAAACAGAAAGCAAACUUGACGAGGAAAUUAAAAUAAAGGAGAAUCUGCCUCGCGAGCCGCGUCGUCGUCUCUCCGCCUGAAAUAAACUCCUGUUCGGACUUCACCGGGUCGCCAUGUCGAGGAGCUCCAGCCUGAAGAUGAGCCGAGCGAACGCUGCGAAGGUGGAGAGCUUCCAGCAGAGCCUGAACCAUGAGGCAGAGAACCUGUUCUCCAGCUACAUCCCGCAGAGGAUCGCCCAGCUGGACGCUCUGCUGAAGGACGCUGCGUUCAGCAUCACGGACAUGUCCUCCAUCAAGGCUCCUCUGGACAUCCCCAUCCCGGACCCUCCGUGCACAGAUGAGGAGGAAAUGGAGACGGACAAGAGCAGCGAUGAAGAGAAGAAAAAGAAGAAAGCUCCUAAGUGCGGCUACAUCGAGGGCAACCAGAAGAUCCUGGUGCUGCUGGAGAAGGUGAAGCCGGAGAUCGUCGCCCUGAGGGAGACCAUCAUCACCGUCUCCAGCUGGAUUCAGCACCUCAUCCCCAAGAUAGAAGAUGGGAACGACUUCGGGGUCGCCGUCCAGGAGAAGAUCCUGGAGCGAAUCGUUGCAGUGAGGACCAAGGUGGAAGCUUUCCAGACCAACAUCAACAAGUACUUCUCAGAGAGGGGAGAUGCUGUUGGAAAAGCCUCCAAGGAGACUCAUGUGAUGGACUACCGCUCGCUGGUCCACGAGAAGGACCAGUCCAUCUACCACGAGGUCCGAGUCGUGGUCCUCGACAUCCGCGGCUUCCACGCCGAACUGUACGACAUCGUCAGCAAGAAUCUGGAUAAGGUGACCAAUCCGAAAGGAGAGGAGAAACCCCCCAUGUACUGAGGCAGAUAUCAAUAAUCAAUAAUCGCCAUCAAUCAUGCUGUGUGGGGGGGACUCGAUUCUUCUAAAAGAAUAACUGUGAAAGUUAUUUAUCUCUGGGGGUGUUUGAUGACACUUUGGUUUUUUCUACUGACACCUGCAUUAAUUUAAGUUGUGCAACUCUGGGGUUUUAAGAGAAAUUAAUAAAGAAAAAACGCUUUCUUUGUUCCUUUAAA
Messenger RNA from Pungitius pungitius (ninespine stickleback), 1097 nucleotides. It is a transcript of the gene psme2, whose product is annotated as proteasome activator subunit 2. The transcript has 11 exons. Gene Ontology annotation, molecular function: endopeptidase activator activity. The record is from RefSeq and is a predicted model, not a curated record. Lineage: Eukaryota; Metazoa; Chordata; Actinopteri; Perciformes; Gasterosteidae. The coding region runs from base 148 to 885 and encodes 245 amino acids. Gene Ontology annotation, cellular component: nucleoplasm; proteasome activator complex; cytoplasm. Gene Ontology annotation, biological process: regulation of proteasomal protein catabolic process; regulation of G1/S transition of mitotic cell cycle; positive regulation of endopeptidase activity.